Messenger RNA from Centropristis striata (black sea bass), 3173 nucleotides. RefSeq lists its product as uncharacterized. NCBI's taxonomy places the organism in Eukaryota, Metazoa, Chordata, Actinopteri, Perciformes, Serranidae. The transcript has 4 exons. The coding region runs from base 215 to 1252 and encodes 345 amino acids. Gene Ontology annotation, molecular function: actin binding. The record is from RefSeq and is a predicted model, not a curated record.
ACUAGAGAGCACACUGGAGAGCUCGACCUGCUGAAAUGCAGCAUGGAUUUUUUUCCUAACUCUUUGACAAUAGAUAGGAAGUACUUUGGCAACAAACUCGGAGCGCUGGAGCAGACGAUGUGAUGAUGAAAAGCCAGAGGUUGUUUAAACUUGGAUCCAACAAAUAAUCUGCAAAGAAAGAACAAGAACUAUUCUUAGAAAGAACAACAGACAGAUGGAGAUGGAGAUGGAGACGAGCACUUUGCCUCCAAAGGCCCCGAGACUCUCAGUGGACGAAGAUGCUCUGGCAUCUCAUGUGCUGGAGAUCAUAGGCGGGUUCAGUCUGGAGGCCCUUCAGACCCUGGAGGAAGCUGGAGAAUCAGACGUGUGGCCGAUGGAGGAGGGAGACGACUCUGUGUUCUACAGCGACGAGGAUCAAGCUCACCAGGACAAUAAAGCAAACACAAACAGCGGUUUUGGUGCCAACGAGCGCAAGCUUCUCGUCAACAGUGUGGCAGCUGAGGAGGAUGAUGCAGAGGAGGAAGAAUCCUUUACUAAUGAACAAACUGCAGAGUUGGAGAAGGAUGUGACUCAGCAGCAGGUAAUUCUGACUGAACAAGAAGAGGAGAGCCAAGAUGCCAAAACUGAAGAUCAGUCAGAUCCAGGAGCAGAUCCAACUCCAGUUUUGGCUUUUCCAGAAGUUUCCAUGUCCAAUUUAAUGCAACAACCCUUUUUCAGCAAAGAAGAGGAAAGCCAAGAUGCCAAAACUGAAGAUCAGUCAGAUCCAGGAGCAGAUCCAACUCCAGAGAUGUCAGAGAGCACCUGUGGAGAAUCUCUAAGCUGCACAAGUGGAGGCAUCAUGCAAACACAGCAAAUUACACCAACAGGAAAAGUGAAUCUAGCUGAGAAAGAAGAAGUGACACCAAACCUUGAACCCUUUGAUGUAACUAAUAAGGAGAGUUAUACAAGGCUGAACGGGAAGGCAGAGCAGGUGUCCAGCGCUGAGCUCCAGAUAUCAGGUGACACACAGCUUCAGGUGGAGCCACAGCAGGACCACAACUUCCACGCCCCUGUAGGAUUUCAUCAAAAGCCCAGUCCAGGCUCCUCCACUCUGCCUCUGCUGAGGAAAUCCUGCAGCAGAGUCAGCACCCAGGAAUCCUUCAACCACCUCUCUUCCUCCUCCAAAUACAGCACCGUGUGCUACCGCAAGAUCCGCAGAGGCAACACCCGCCAGAAGAUCGAGAAGUUUGAGUUCAUGGUGGUGAAUUUGUAAAAAGAUGGUUUCUUUUCUGGGAAAGUAUGCAGUUGGACAUGACGCAUAACAAAACUGAUACAUCUAUGUCAUGUAUACAGAAGCCAUGAGACACAUAAGAAGAAAAAAGGUCAAUUUUCUAGGUCUGCUCUAAUUAGUUUUCGUCUGUAUUUAUGACCUCAGAACAGGUGAAAAGGGUUUUUGCAGUUGUUUUACUUGUGAUCUGUGAAAGAUGGGGAAAUAAUUUAAUUCACAAAACAGGAAGCAUGAUUAAUGAACAAAGCUUUAGCCUUUGAACUCUCUCAUUCAUUUUUAACUAACAGCAACAUUUUGAAGCAGGACAGUCCUGUUGUUUUAAACACUGAAAGUAAGAAUUUAACUUUAAUAAUUAUAAUAAUAAUGCAUUUUAUUUGUAAUGCAGUUUACAUUACAGGAAAUCUCAAAGUGCUACAGGUUAAAAGCAACAGUCUAAUUAUAAAAAGGAUAAAAAAGGAAAAAACAGCUAAAAACAGAAGGAAAAGUAUACAUACAUACAUACAUACAUACAUACAUACAUAAUCUUUAUGUGUUUAUUGUUGUAAUAUAUCACAAAAAACUGAUGUGCAUAACUACAAUAUGUUUUAAACAGGACUAAAUGCAUUUAUGUCUUUACUUACUUAUUUUCUCUAAACACACGGUGUAUGUAUUAUGCUUUUGCAAUUAAUCUACACUAUUUGGAUAUUAGUGCCCUUUUGCCUCUUGUGGCCAAAAUGAGUAUUGCAACAACAAACACUUCAAACACUUCAAAAAGUAUCCUGGCACUUUUUUUCUACACAAAUGUCUUCACAGAAAAAAAGAUUUAAAAAAAUAAGAAACUUGGUAUAUAAAUCCUGAUAAAGACUUCCCUUUCACCUGUUUUAAAUAAUAAAAAAACACAGGAGAGAAAACUAUUUAAAUCAGACAUUAAUAAUUGGAUCACCAGAGUAUUUUCUAUGUUGCCUCUCAUGGCUUCCAUACAUGUGGUGCCAUUCGCAUAUUUAUUUGUUCUAAAAUCUACUUGUACAUAAUAUUGGAAAUCUCUGAUGUAACUCUCCAGCUCACACAAGUUUUCCAAAUGAAGAUUAUUAUUUUAUUAUAUGUUGUGUAGUAUCUGAUCGGAGAGCAAUGCCUAAAAAACAUCUCAUAUCUAAGAUUUAUGAUUUUCAUCUGAUGCUUUAAGGAUGAAAACAUCUUAUGUAAGGAAGGUAUUUAAGCAGCAGAUUACACAAAUAAGACGCCUUAAGGGUUUUUAUAAUCCUACUAGCUGUAAUAACCAAGAUGUUGUUUGGUAUUAGAGCUUCAGUAGCUUAACCUCUAGCAUUAGGGUAAGUAUUUUUGAGUGAUUGGUGAAGGGAGAAGUAUUAUAUUUACUUAAGUAAAAAAAAACCCCAAUACUGCACUGUAAGAAACCACAAAAGGUCCUGCAUUGAAAACAUUACUUAUCUUAAAGUACUGUAUGUUUGUAUAAUCAAAAAAUAUAUCUAAAGUAUUGAAAAUAAAUGUACUCAAUGCAGAUUAAUUCAGACAUUUUUUUUUACAUAAAAAAUGACUGAAAUGCUCAAAGUAGUUCUGUCAAACUACUUGAUUAAUUACACUAUAUUUUUUUGUCAUUGUUGGGCAGUUUAAUUUAUACAAAAACAUAUUUUAUAAACUCUUCAUAUGUUUUGAGUGCAAAUAUCUUAAGUACAGUAAUUUCAGACAUUCUAUCACUGCAAAAAAAUUCAAAAACUUUUUGUUUUGUUUCUUCCAACUUUGUCAAUUCUGUAUUUUAUUGCACUUUUUGUGUGAAGCACUUUAGUGCAGCUCCACUGUCUGUAAAGGCGCUAUAUAAAUGAAUUUGACUUUGACAAAAACAACUAAAUAUAUAUUUGCAUGUCCUAAUGGCUCCUGGAUAAAGAAACAAUAAAGAGAUACAUGAUAAUAA